Molecule: messenger RNA, 4931 nt
Organism: Mya arenaria
Lineage: Eukaryota; Metazoa; Mollusca; Bivalvia; Myida; Myidae
Exons: 8
Coding region: 2370-4736 (788 amino acids)
Source: RefSeq, a predicted model, not a curated record
CUACACUAAUUUAUAUUUAUCUUCAUUUAUAUCUGCGAAUGUUAACGACUUAUUAUCUCGUUCCCCCACGCUAAGUUAUCACACACAGUCGUGGGAACGAGUUUGUAAGUCGUGGCCAAGAGAUAAAAAACAUUAAAUCCACAAAUGUCACCUCUAGACUCUAGUGAAUGUAUCUUAAGGUGAAUUGCUUUCAUGAAAAUAUUGCUACUAGCUACAUUUAAUUGACUGGCGUUUCUUUUUUAAGGUACUCGCUCAUGUUUUGUAAAUAUGCAAAUUUUUAGGCCGUAUUUGAAUUACGAUACCAAAAGCUGUAACCCUUCAGCAAAUGUUGAUAUUCGCUCAAACUUCGUCUUUGAGAAGCACAUUUUGAGGAAGUAUUUCAAAAAGGACUUUUUACACGCGAUAGAUACCCUGCAUGUUUACAUAAUGAAAAUUAUUUUGCUGCGAUAUUGUGAAGUUACUAUAUCGACAACUUUACAGCACUACCGGUUUAAUUACUAGUAUAUUUGAAUUACAACAUAUUCACGCGUUAAAUCCGGUUUGCAUCCGGUGCGCCCAUCCCCCUAAAAUGGUUUGAAUUUCAAUAUCGAAGAAAAAAGGACUAAAAAUUAUUACACUCUUCUUGGUACACCCAGCCGCCAACAAUUUAAUCUACUUCAAUUUCUGCAUGUCGAGGGAGGGGCUAAUGUCAAAACGUUGUGCACAUAAAAUACGCCCCCUCUAACGUCAUUUACUGGAUCCACCCCUGCUAUACACUCGGUUACCUGUAUUGUCUCACCGUUGCCAUUUUUAUAAAUAAUGUAUUACUAGUAAACAACCUACAACUAUAAUACAAUUGUGUUACAUAUGAUAACAGAUCAAUAAGUAAAUAAAAAAUAGCAUGUUAGUGGUGAAAAGUCUUUAUUAUAAACUAUACACAUUGGUUUAAGAGAUUUCAAAAUGUAAAAUCAUACAAAAUGUCGAUGUCCAUGUUUAUUGCGAUAUGUUUUAGGGCGUGUCGUUAAAACCUUAAUUAACACUAGCGGAUUUAGAGGAGGGAGGGGUGGCUAGAGAGUAAUAUGUUACGCUAAAUGCACCAUUUCUCAAACGAUAAGUUACGCCCCCUCUUAUGUCGAUUCCUGGACCCGCCCCUGGUUAACACAUUGAUGUAGGAUUGCAGGCACGUGGCGGUGAAUUGAAACCUAUAAAACAAAUAGUUAAAAAGAGUAUCUCAAAAAUGACCGCCGUGUUAGAACAUUGGGGUUCGGAAGGUCGCAAUAUACCAUCAGAAUACGUUUUAGUUGUAUCGUUUAACACUUUAAACACUGUACACAUUGACUUGAACAACAGCCGCCAUGAGGGGUUUAAUUGAAACCGAUAAAAUAAUUCUUCACUUUAUUAAAUUUUGUUUGUCUUCUAUUUUUCAUCAAAUUUUGUUAAUUUUACUAACUAAUUCAAGGCGCCUUCAAUGGUCUUUAUGUAAGCGGGUAUUUGAUGUGAAUAUAGCGGCAAUUAUACUCACUCGCUAUUAUAUAGAGCUAGAUUGUAUAGCGACGCGGUAGAGUGUCCGCAUGCAGAGCGACAGGUCGUGGGUUCGAACCCCGACAGGUGCAGAGAGCAAUUUGUGCAGUAUGUUAAAUUUGUCAUUGCAAACUGACCUUUCUCUUCGAAAUUGGAGAACGAAAUUCUAAAUAGACUGGGUAUGUGUAACUGGGUAUUUGAUGUGAAUAUAGCGGCAAUUAUACUAUCUCGCUUUAGGGCAAGUUUUUAUUGCGACACGGUAUAGUGUACGCAUGUAAAGCGAAACCCCGACAGGUGCACAUAGCAAUUUGUGCAGUGUGUUACAUUUAUCAACUGCAAUGUCUGUUUCUAUGUUACCUUGUUCUUUGAUAAAGUACCGAUUUGUGAUUUCGCAAUAUACAUGUACAAAAAUAACAACAUUUAACCUCGAUGUUUUUAGUAACGACCAAAAUCUCAGAAUUGUUAUUUAUAGCAUGUAAAAACCCAUAUGUACAUGUGUUACUAUAACUAGACAAAUUUUCCAUUUCUCUAUAAAUAGUCUAUUAAGCCCUGUCACCACGGUCGUUGGAAUUACCGAAACCCGAAAUUAUGGAAAAAACCGAAACACCCUUUCAUUUUCCUAAGUAUAUAUCGUAUAAGUAUUUCGGUAUUUUGGUAUUCCACCGACCACACCACGGCCACUUAAAUUGGAUUUCAUUUCAACAUAGUCGAGGUUUCAGUGGCGCGUGUUACUGAAUGUUAGGAACCCUGAACAAGCGAUCUAGGGGGAUUCCAAACAACCAGUUAGAGUGUUGUAUCCAUGCGACGAAAGGUCAUGGAAUUCCAAUAUUGCAUCACGACGUAUCAGUAAGCCGUCGUUCACUUGAAACAUGGCUUCAAAUGAAGAACAUUUUACCAAACUGGUUUUAUACUUACAAAAACCGUGUUUAAAAUUAUUUCGAGCACUACUUAAUAAAUGUGUUGAGACGUUAUACCCUGGACAAACUGUUUACCAGAUUCUGUUAACUAAAAAGUCGAUAUUGUUGAAUACGAGACAUGGACACAACAACAAAAACAGAUAUUUUCCCGUGGACGCGACUGGCGCAGACCAACCAACCAAUCUCGAUACAUGGGAUAUUGGAAUGUAUGUGUAUAUUCUUACACGUUACUGCAACUGGCUGGGAAACCAGGGACACGUCAUAGACAUUAAGUCGCUCAGAGACGCAGUUUGUCAUCUUGGUUUCCCACAAAUAUCUUCGUCAGAUUAUGAGCGGCAUUUCGAAACAAUUAAAAAGUUCAUUCGUGACAUGCUGUUAUAUAUUGGCAAUGAUUCACUGGAACAAGAAAUAAAGCUCGAUGUGACCAAUUUAGAAGGACCUCUGACAAAAGAUUUUAUUGAGUAUGCCCAGAUCUGCCACAAGCUUUACCAGGGCGAUCAACGACUUAUGGAAAUCGUUCAAGAUCACAUGAGUGUAACGGAAUCACACGGGCAGAUGUUUCAGAUGUUAUUCACAGAAUUACAAGAGGUCAAAUCGAGGCUGCCACAGAAUGUACUUACGCAAGCUACUCCUCCAGACAACGCAUCUGUUCUCAUGCGUUUGAAGAACUGCACCCCAGAGGAGGAAGACGAAGUGUCAGAUCUGCUGGUUGGUUGUUUUUCUGACGUUAUUCAUCAAACUGAGGAGUUCCAGGUGUCAGCAGUAGACGAAAGUGAAAAACUUAAGUCUGCUGUCCGACAGGCUUUUCAGGAGUUGUGUCAUGGGCGAGUGAGUAAUGCAGAACAGGGAUGCCUCAUACUUUACUUGACUUUCGAUUCAUUUGAAUCGUUCCUGGAUUUCAUUGAUGGUGUUUUCUCCGGAGCGAUUACCGAUAUGUUCAGAGCGCUCCAGACAGCCAUAAGAGAUACCUUCAACAAACCAAAUUUAGAAGUUGAUGUUGUUAUGAACACGAACCAGUUUACAUACUGUUUCCAGUAUAUCAUGGAGUGCCUCAAAAGGCUACUUCCUUCCAAACAAGCGGACGUGAACGACAUGGAAACAGCUGCUCCUUCAAACCAAGGAGAAGCGGAAGACAUGGAAACAGCUGCUCCUUCCAGCCAGGGAGAAGCGAAAGAUAUGGAAACAGCUUCUCCUUCCAGCCAGGGGGAAUCGAACGACAUGGAAACAGCUGCUCCUUCCAGCCAGGGAGAAAAGAACAACACCGAAACAGCUGCCAUCGGCGGAUUAGACAGAACACUGGAAAAUACUACACCACCAGAGGUUUCAAGUAUGCCAAUUAAUUUGCCAGAAAAAGACGCAAACUCGUCAAAGAAGUUUGCCAUUGUAACCCCCUUUAUUUCCUUAGAUCCUUCUUCUAUGAUUGCGGAAAGCUUAAGAACAGAGUCACAGGGGACUGAAUCUCUUGAAUCUGAUUGGAGAACCAAUGAAGGGGAUGGUGAAUUUGAAGUUAUUGAAUUUGAGCACUCGCCCAGCAAUGCAAAUGAAGGUCUUCAAAUGAUGGGUGCGCCAUUACAGCCUCCUGAAGAAACAACCAAGCCUCGUGACGCCGAGGGUCGACCUGCUGAUGGUAAUGCAUCUUCAGCUAAACAUGAAGAUAGACCGCAGCCAUCCCAUUCAGGUUGGAAGUCUCCUCCUGAUGUUGAUUCAGCUAAUUCUAUCAAACACACAAUUAGCCAAUAUCUUCAAAAAGUGAAGGUGUCUCGAGCUGACGCAGAUGAGCUGGAGAGGCAGUUACAAGGUGAACUAAUGGACACAUGGAGUGAGUCGUGUGAACUGGUAAAGGGGACGAGGAUAAGAGUUGACAAUCUCGGUGCAUAUUUGCAUCAUCUCGUCGAUGCAUAUGAAGGCAUUGACAUCGCAACUAGAAGGAAGAUGGAGGGCAUUUUGUUCUCCAGAGAGGCUUGGAAACAUGAACUUAUUGAAUGGAAAAUCAACACUGGAAAUGAAAGCGGGUCUCGAUACGGCAUGAUAGCAUUUUGUAAAAGCCCUGAUGGCCUUUUCUUGGAUUGCAUGUGUGUUCUUUACAAAAUGAAUUUCAAGGUUUCACCGCAACGAUUAAUUAAGACACGCGACAAAUCGGCACUUUUUGGCUUGAUCACAUGGACGACGACUGAAGAACAAGUCCAGGAAAGAACGCUGGGAGCGUAUUCCAUAAAAAGAUUGAAGAACUUUUUUCGUCUGAAGGCAUUGAAAGGCUUUUACCACGAGGGCAUUAUUGAUUCAAUUGACUAUGUAAGAUCAUUAAAUGACGUACCAUAGUUUACAUGUAACUUGUAGAUCUACAAGAUGUAGCGCUGACAUUUCAUCAAAUUAUCUUGAUAAAAGACUGAAACACUACGACUUUUACGUCAACUUUCUGUGUUGAUAUGCAUGCGUGUAAAAGUGCUUUAUGUGAUGAUGUAUGGAAAUGUGUAUGGUUGAUCAAUAACUAAAAUAAAAUCGAGAUCAUGUGCA